AUGUCAGAUACAGAUUUUGACUUUGUAGUUCUUACUGAAAUACUAUUUGGGAGUGGGGAAAAUAUAGGAUCAAAGCAGAUCCAGACAGGAGAGUCAGACUACCCACCCACACACACACACAGCUCUCCUACAACAUCCCCACACACACACACACAGCUCUCUAGCACUAUCCCCGACAUUCAGCUCUCUUACUGCACCCUCUAUAACCAGUUCUCUUACACUGAUCCUCCAUGUGCUUUCUUAACCCCCCAUUGCUCUCAUCUUGCGCUCAGACGUGAGUAUGACAUUGAUGAUGACUGUGACAGUCUUGCAUGGGAGGAAACUGAAGAGACGCUGUUAUUGUGGGAGGACUUCUCUGGAUAUGCAAUGUCCACAGUGGAGCCACAAGCUGAGGCUCAGGAGGACAGUCUCGAGGAAGUGAUAAAAGACACCGAAUCUCUUUUCAAAAACCGAGAGAGAGAAUAUCAGGACACCAUUGACCAGAUUGAGCUGGAACUAGCAACAGCAAAGGAUGAUAUGACCCGUCACUUGCACGAAUAUAUGGAGAUGUGCAGUAUGAAGAGGGGGUUAGAUGUACAGAUGGAGACCUGCCGGAGGCUGAUCAACCAAUCGGAGGAGAGGUCUCCCCCUGCCAGCAGUGACUCUGCUUGUAAUGAGGAUCCAGAAGAUUCUGACCGGGACCCCCCAUCCUCUGACAGCUCAGCCAGAUGACCCCCUGAGUUCAGUGUCACCUAUCAGGAUCUGAAGCUGGAUGUAUAUAAGUGUUUUACCUUCUCAUAUGUUUAGUAAAUGUGUGCGUCUGAUGCUUUACCAGAAGCUGGGUGCAAUGCUCUGACAGACUGUGGAUAUCAGGAGCAGCAGCUGGAUGCAUAUUAGUGUGUUGAGUUAAUGUGCGGGUGCAAAGCUCUGACAGACUGGAUAUGUAAGGGCUAAUGCUCUGCCAAUUGGUGCAUAUACUUUGAGGUGAUGGCAUUCUCAGACAGUGUGUGUAAAAGGUGCAAUUCUCUGGACAAUGCUAAUACUGUAUAUGGGGGUGUGAUCCUCUGUAAAUCAGGUCACUACUCUGCCACUGCCCAUAUGUUGUCCGACACUGCCUGUAUGUAAGGACAUUGCCUGUAUAUAAGGAUAUUGCCUGUAUAUAUGAGGUCUCAAAUAUAGGCAAUUUAUUUUCCAUAUAUGACAUGUGGGAUCUUGUGCCCAUUCUUGUAUUUAGUGUUGGGAGUAUAAUGAUUUCAGGUUAGGACAAACACAUAUGUUAAUGUGAUGUUACUGACCCUUUGUGUAAAUAUGAUAUAUACUUAGCAUGAUUGUACAUAAGUAACCUGUACAUACUCUCUAUAUAUAGCAGAUCCCUAUAAAUACAGUUCUAUAUCA
This is a messenger RNA of Bombina bombina (fire-bellied toad), 1374 nucleotides long. Its product is annotated as non-homologous end joining factor IFFO1-like. Lineage: Eukaryota; Metazoa; Chordata; Amphibia; Anura; Bombinatoridae. The coding region runs from base 1 to 711 and encodes 236 amino acids. The record is from RefSeq and is a predicted model, not a curated record. The transcript is spliced from 5 exons.